Messenger RNA from Schistocerca cancellata (South American locust), 1982 nucleotides. RefSeq lists its product as uncharacterized. Bases 67 to 537 code for a protein of 156 amino acids. The record is from RefSeq and is a predicted model, not a curated record. NCBI's taxonomy places the organism in Eukaryota, Metazoa, Arthropoda, Insecta, Orthoptera, Acrididae. The transcript has 4 exons. Gene Ontology annotation, biological process: sleep; positive regulation of voltage-gated potassium channel activity; regulation of synaptic transmission, cholinergic.
GCGCAUGUUAUCUAUGCGUCAACAAGUGGGUGGUGGGUGUUGGCUGUUAGUUUGUACGUGAAUACAAUGUUGUCAAACAUUACGCAUUGUUUUUGGCUUAUGUUUAUCGUAUUGGUGUUGUUGGUACCAGCAGGCGAAGCUAUACGAUGUUACCAAUGUUCAUCAGCCGAGGAUCCGAAAGGAGAAGAUAACUGUGGAGCAUACAAAAAAUUUGACAAGAGUCGUCAUAUCCCAGUUGAUUGCGGCAGCGAUGAAUCUCAUGUUCUUGGAACAUUUUGUGUCAAGAAAACUCAACAGGGUCCCAAAGGCUUCAUAUGGGAUGGGCGAUGGCGUCAGGUUAUCCGUCAGUGUGCGUCUGUGGCAACUUAUGGAGUGACUGGAGUAUGCAACUGGGGUGUCUAUGACAAUGGUGUGUACUGGGAAGAAUGUUACUGCUCUGAGGAUGGGUGCAAUUUGGCACCAUCAUCAAAAAUAUCAAAGCCAUUGCUUAUGAUCUUAUCCACUGUUGCUUUGUUGACUUACAUGUGGCUUCAGUGAAGCCUUUCCGUGUACCUCACAUUUAAAUAUGUGGACAGGAUCUCGUUAUUGAGAGUUGAAUCUCAGAAUCAGCAAGUAGCCUGUUACACAUUUGCCAGUAUUUUAUCAGCAUAUUUGUUCCAGUCAGCUGUAUUGGUAAUAUGGAAAGUGGCAUCCUAGAAAGCUUAUAUGCACAGUUGAUGUAGUAGAACCAUUGCAAAUUGUUGUAAAGUUUGUAAAUAUAUUUUUUGUUUAAGUUUUAUGGGUGACACAGCACUAACAAGCUGUAUUUUGUAUUUAUAUUUUAGGGCAGCUGAAGACAGAAUUAUGUUUGUAGAUGAUAUGGAGUUACUCAUUCCCUUAGGCAGGGGACCAGAUGGUUUAGUCAAUAAACAAUUCAAUAUGUAUUUAGGUUCUAGAAACUAAUGUAUUACCUGAAGAUUUUAAUGUUCAUACAUUUGUAUUCAAUUGCUCCAUCUUAAAUUUUGUGCUGUGUAGUCAUUUCACCCCUGUGUUAUGAAAAUAUUUAAUGGUGGUCAUAUAAUUUUUAACUGUUCAUUGACAAAUGAGAUAAGUUUCUCUUGUGAAAUACCUGAAAAUGACUAUUAGUUGUUUUGGUUAGCCACUGCCUAUCCGUCCACUUCCUAGUAUAUAUUAGUUAAUUUGUAGUUGGGCCUGCUGAUGAUUGUCCAGCUAUAAUCAUGGUAUACCUCACUGACUACUCAUUUCCCCAUAAAUGACUAGUAGUUGUAUGAUUCAGACUUUACAGACAUAUUUUUUCACAUUCCAGAGACUGAUGAUUAUACUUGUCUUUUCAGCCCAUGAUGUCACUGUUAUUUGCAGUUGCCACUGCCAGAGGCAUGUCAUAAGUUAGCAGACUUUUUUAUAUUGAGUGUGAAUACCAUGUUGUUUAUGUGUCAAACACAUUGUUAUUUCCUUAAGGCAGCUGUUUUGUUUGUGUCAUGUGUCGUACAAAAUUCAAGGGGCUAUAAUGGACUACCCGUGUAACCUAUCCAAGUGAAUGAUGUGCCUGGUAUAACACUGGGACGUUCUCAAAAUAUUUUUUCCAUGUGCUACUAAUAUUACAUUUUUCCGUCCGUUCAUGAAGGUAGAUCUGUACAGGAAAGUGGUUCUAUAUGAAACUAAUAUUACACUUUUCCGUCCGUUCAUUAAGGUACAUCUGUCGACAUUGUGAAAAAAAAGUAUUUUUUCCAUGUGCUAGUACAGUCAGUAGUGCUGAACAGUUAAAACUGAAUGUCUUUCUGUCUUGUACAUUUACUUUCUUGUCCUGUGAAAGAGAAUUAUUCUAUCUAUGAGACAUUAUUGCUUUACAUUUAUUGCUGAGUAUUCAUAUAGCUUUCAGUCUCUCUUAUGAAGCACAACUUGCCAGUGUACUGCCUUCAUCACCAGGCACCCACUUCACUUGGUUGCACUGUAGUAAACUAAAAAUCAUAUCUGAAAAAAAA